AGUGAGCUAGAGAAGUGAUUGAGACACAGACAGAGGUUUAGUCUUGAUUUCUUCUUCUUUGUGUUGAUUCUUCUCCUCUUAAACAGACAGAGAAACUCCUGCUGAAGCGACUGAGCUCCACUAUUAUAAAGAUGGCCUUUAUUAAAGAGGAGAGUGAAGACCUGAAGAUUGAGGACACAUUCAGAGUCAAGUCAGAAGAUCCUGAGCAGCUAACAGACUUGAUGGAACUGAAAGAGGAGACUGAAGUGUUGGAUGAUGAAGAGGCAGAUCAAUACAACAAGCGUCUUGAUUUCAAAACUGAAGAAGAAGAUCUUCCAUGCUCGGAAAGUGAAACGAUUUCCUCAAGAACAGCAGCUCAAAUAUCUGAAAGUGGGAAUCCUUUGAGCUGCCAGCAGUGUGGAAAGAGUUUCAGACGACCUGGCCUGCUUAAAAUCCACAUGAGGAUCCACACUGGAGAGAAGCCUUACUCCUGCCAGCAGUGUGGAAAGAGUUUCAGUCGUAAAGCAAGUCUUAGUAGACAUUUAAGAGUUCACAACGGAGAAAAGCCGUACACCUGCAAACACUGUGGAAGGAGCUUCCCUUAUAAUGGGAGUCUCGCAACCCACAUGACCGUCCACACUGAAGAAAAGCCCUUCACCUGCCAACAGUGCGGGAAGAGCUUCAGCAGGAAGGGAAACCUUAGUAGCCACAUGAUCGUUCACUCUGGAGAGAAGCUGUUCACCUGCAAGCCGUGCGGAUUAAGUUUCACUCAAAAGCUAAGCUUUAAAACGCACAUCAUAGUUCACAAUAGCGAGACGCCGUUCACCUGCGAGCAGUGUGGAAAGAGUUUUGAUCAACAGGAAAGCCUUAAAGCACAUAUGAGAGUUCACACCGCGGAGAAACGCUUCACGUGCUCUCACUGCGGGAAGAGUUUCAGUCACAAACGACACUUCGAGGACCACAUGAGGAUCCACACUGGAGAGAAACCCUACACGUGCUCUCAUUGUGGAAGGAGUUUCAGCUACAGACAUCACAUCCGCGAUCACAUGAGAAUCCACACCGGAGAGAAGCCGUUCACCUGCGGCCGAUGUGGAAAGAGCUUCAGCCGAAAAGGAGUCCUCAACAGGCACGUGAUGCUUCACACCGGAGAGAAACCCUACACGUGCGGCCACUGCGGAAAGAGCUUCAAAUACAGACCAGCUCUUAAACAUCACAUGAAGUUCCACGUAUGAGGGAAAUGCUGUCAACAAUGUGCGAUCAGUUUCAGAGACACGAAAUGAACUGAAUGGAAAUGAGGAGUUUUAGGGUGUAUAGAUGUAUGUAAGUGUGUUUUGCAGUUGUGAAAUCCGCCAUGUCACUGUGUAGCCCAAGUCUGGUCGUCCGCUGAAGCCAAGCAGAGUUGAGCCUGAUCAGUACCUGGAUGGGAGACCACAUGGGAAAACCAGGUUGCUGUUGGAAGUGGUGUUAGUGAGGCCAGCAGGGGUGGAUAUCCUGCAGUCUGUGUGGGUCCUGAUGCCCCAGUGUAGUAAUGUGGAGAAUGUACGGCAAGAAGAUCUUUGAAUGAGACGUUAAACCAAGGUACAUGCAGAGUUUAUAUAGAUCAGCAGUGCUCGAGUUCAGUCCUGGAGGGCCGGUGUCCUGCAGAGUUUAGCUCCAACUUACCUCAACACACCUGCCUGGAAGUUACUAGUGUACCUAGUAAGAGCUUGAUUAGCUGUUUUGGGUUUGUUCAAUUGGGGUUGGAACUAAACUAUGGAGGACACCGGCCCUCCAGGAACAUGUUUGGGCACCCCUGUUAUAGUUACGAGUGGUGAUAAUAUGUUAAUGGGGUAUUAGCAGACGUAUGCGGGUGUAACCUGGGUCAAGCGCUUUCUGUGAGCUGUAUGCAGUUACAAAAUCGGAGCGUUUAAGGUCUGUUUUCUUUAAAAAUCAGUGAUCUUCACUGCCUGAUUCAUAUACGAUAUAAAGUGGGUCUCAGAAAGCAGAAGAAGCACAGCAUCACAUGUAAUUCCGCACCAUGUCUUUAAAAUAUGAACAUUUAUUUUUAUCUCAGAUUUUUCAAUGGAGUUUCUGUGAGUGGAGUGUAUACGGCUUUUCAUCUCGGUUUAUGUUUGAACAAAUAAAUGAACACUGAAGUCUA
Molecule: messenger RNA, 2119 nt
Organism: Danio aesculapii
Lineage: Eukaryota; Metazoa; Chordata; Actinopteri; Cypriniformes; Danionidae
Exons: 2
Coding region: 132-1211 (359 amino acids)
Source: RefSeq, a predicted model, not a curated record